Molecule: messenger RNA, 2772 nt
Organism: Rhodofomes roseus
Lineage: Eukaryota; Fungi; Basidiomycota; Agaricomycetes; Polyporales; Fomitopsidaceae
Product: SacI homology domain-containing protein
Exons: 13
Coding region: 1-2772 (923 amino acids)
Biological process (GO): phosphatidylinositol dephosphorylation
Cellular component (GO): intracellular membrane-bounded organelle
Molecular function (GO): phosphatidylinositol-3,5-bisphosphate 5-phosphatase activity
Source: RefSeq, a predicted model, not a curated record
AUGGCGAGCUCAAGCUCUGCAGUGGCGAACACCCUGUCUCCCACCGCCAGCAGGAAACCAUCCCUCCCGCCCAUUGAGAUACCCACACCACUGCACUCGGACAACAUCGACGUAGCCUCAGAUACCAGCGAGACGGUAACCCCAGUCUCGCAACACUCAUUGUCUUCAGUACCAGGAUCCUCGAUACCCGACAGCCGCGAAGAGGUCGCGUCCUCCGAAUCGCGCGAGAGCAAACCGCAGUCAUUUAUCGCAGGUGCCUCAACAACGCCGCCCUCCGUCUACCCCUCGCAUCAUGCCGACGACCAGGCUCUCGUUUUCAACAAGUUCAUCCUGUAUGAGAAUCGCCUCCGCUUCUACAUCGUCGCGUCCAACACCUCCGACUCCCGGCACAAGAUCAUCAAGAUCGACCGGACGUCGCAGGACGAACUCGAGGUCGUCGAGGAUGAGGCCGUCUACAGCGGCAAGCAGAUGAGCGCCAUGCUCAAGAUGCUCGAGGACGGCAACCGGGGCAGCGGCGGUUUGGGGCGGGCAAGGGUGUUCUUCGGCAUCGCUGGUUUCGUGCAGUUCACCGCGGGGUGGUAUAUGAUUGUCAUCUCGAAGCGCUCCGUGGUUGCGCUCCUGGGUGGACACUACGUCUAUCACUGUGAGAGCACGGACAUCUUGCCGGUGUGCUUCAGCCACAAGAUUGACAAACCCGCGGAGGAGCAACGCCUCAUGAAUAUUUUCAAGCACGUUGACAUGUCCAAGAACUUCUACUUCAGUUACACUUAUGACCUCACGUCCACUCUACAACACAACCUCACCCGCACGGGCCUGCCUCCACACCGACGGUGGAUGCUCAACGACCGCUUUGCAUGGAACAACCACUUGCUAACAUCUCCUUUCAAUGAUGGGAAGUCGCCGGCCUCCAAGAACCACUGGCUCUUGCCACUGAUUCACGGGCAUGUUGAUCAGGCUAAACUCACUGUGCUUGGACGUGUCAUCUUCAUUACCCUCAUCGCGCGGCGAUCCCGGCAUCAUGCAGGCGCACGAUACCUCAAGCGCGGUGUGAACGACGAAGGCAAUGUAGCCAACGAGGUCGAGACAGAGCAGAUUGUCUCUGAGACACUCACCACGCCCUUCUACUAUCCUGCGCAGCGCACACCUGACGGCGAGCACCAAGGCCGACGACCGAGCCCCAACUUCACUAGCUACGUACAGUACCGAGGUAGCAUCCCCGUCUACUGGGCACAAGAAACCAACAGCAUGAGCCCCAAGCCGCCCAUCGAGAUCAGCGUGAUGGACCCGUUCUACACCGCCGCGUCGCGGCACUUUGCCGACCUGUUCGCGCGGUACGGCGCACCGCUGAUGCUGCUGAACCUCAUCAAGAAGCGCGAGCCCGUCCCACGCGAGAACAAGCUCGGCAUUGAGUACCAGCAGUGCGUCGAGUACCUCAACCAGUUCCUCCCGCCUCAGAAACACAUGAUCUAUCGUGCGUGGGACAUGUCGCGCGCGUACAAGGAGAAGACGCAAGACGUUAUUGGAGUACUUGAGGAUAUCGCGGAAGAGUCCAUACAGACGACGGGGUUUUUUCACUCUGGGCCCGAGCCGUUCUCGCAUGCACUCGACAUUGAAGCCCAAGAGUCGGACGCCCCGGGAAGGUCAUGGCGAAGUACAAUGCUGCUGCAGAACGGCAUCUGUCGUACGAACUGCGUGGACUGCCUUGACCGGACGAACGCCGCGCAGUUUGUGUUCGGGAAGCGGGCAUUAGGCCACCAACUGUACGCACUUGGCGUCGUGGACUCGCCAAACCUCGCGUUCGACUCCGACGCGGUGAACAUGCUGACUGAAAUGUACCAUGAUCACGGAGACAGCCUCGCACUCCAAUACACCGGCAGCGCCCUCGUCAAUCGCGUCGAGACCUACCGCCGGAUGCCACACUGGAACAGCCACUCCCGCGACAUCAUCGAGAACCUCCGCCGGUUUUACGCCAACUCCCUGCUUGACGCCGACAAGCAGGCCGCAAUCAACCUCUUCCUCGGGAUCAACCCCGAGCGCGCGGUCGCACGGCCGCCGCAGCGGGGCAAGUACCAGAAGUGGUUCAAGGAGGAGCACCUCGAGACCGCGUAUGUGCUGGAGGAUUGUGAGCGCGGAAUCAACCAGUUCAUCAACACGCGUGGAGAUUUCUGGAUCGAGUAUUAUAAGCCGUUGUUGUUCACUUCUCUGGGGAAGCAUUUUGCGUUCUCAAUGAAUAGCACGCUGAAGCUGCCCGGUAAGACUGCACGAGACAUAAACCAUAGCCCAUUCCUACCACAUCACAACACGUCUUCGCAUCACCACCACCACCCGAAGUUGAUGGACGGGGUUCGACGGUGGAUGCGCUCAAGCCCCAAGGGCUCGCGCAUGUCACCUGUGGACGGAGUAGCACGCCCUCGCUCUCGCUUCGUCGGCAAUGCGGUGGAGUUAGACCCAACUUGUACUGAGGCAAUUGCGACUCAGCUCAUGGACCCAGCGGUGGCACCGAAGGAGGAGGACGAGUACCAGGAAUACGUCAAUCAGUAUGAAGAGCUACUCGUGAUGACCGACGACGGCGUCGCCCGCGAUGACCGCGAGAAGUACCAGAGCGGCGUCUUCAUCGCACACGGCGAUCUCAGCUGGUUACAGGAAACGAAGGAGGACGUGUUUGCCACUUACGUGGAGAGCGUGAACCCACAGAGGCUGGACGGUCCCCGAGAUUCGUUGCCGACCAAGUUCGACUACGAGAAGUGGAUUACAGGCACAGCAAUGCACUGA